Anoplopoma fimbria (sablefish) is the source of this 921-nucleotide messenger RNA. RefSeq names its product zinc finger, matrin-type 5 (gene zmat5). Gene Ontology annotation, cellular component: U12-type spliceosomal complex. Bases 153 to 680 code for a protein of 175 amino acids. Gene Ontology annotation, molecular function: zinc ion binding. The transcript has 6 exons. The record is from RefSeq and is a predicted model, not a curated record. Lineage: Eukaryota; Metazoa; Chordata; Actinopteri; Perciformes; Anoplopomatidae.
GCUUCCGGUUCUUAAGUUAUUUGGUAGUAGGAUAUCCCUUUAUGUGUUUUUGCGUGGUGCUUCAAAGCAAACAACACAUAGGAGGACAGCGCUGUUUCACCAAUGCAAUUUAAAAGGUGACAUCCUGCUGGUUCGAGCACAUAGCCUGCACCAUGGGGAGGAGGUACUACUGUGACUACUGUGACCGGUCCUUUCAGGACAACAUGCAUAACAGGAAAAAACAUCUGAACGGGGUUCAGCACCACAGAGCUAAAAAGGCCUGGUAUGACUACUUCAGAGACUCUUCAGCCAUUCUGUGUGAUGAGCAAACAAAGAAACCCUGCAGGAAGUUUCUCCAAAAAGGAAUUUGUGAUUUUGGCCCCAACUGCAGGUUUUCUCACAUGUCCGAAGAGGAUCUGUUUAACCUAAAAAGACAGGCGGAAGAUGAAAGACAGCGCAGAGAGGACUUUGCAGACAGAAUGAUGCCCGGUCGUAGUGUAGAAGACUGGCUCUCCAGAAGGAAGAAGAAGCAAACUACACUCGGUAGCAAAGGAGAUCUAAAAGAUAAGGAAGACAGCGAAGAGGGCCAAGAAGAAAGUUUCAUACCUCAACAGAUCCUCUCCAUCCCUGACCUUCCACCCUCUCUCCUGCCUCCUCCUCCAGGCGGAUGGAAAGUCAAAGUGAACACAGAAUGGGCUUGAAAGAUAUUCACUUUGUGGUUCAAAUCACUAUUAAGUGGGUUUGUCACAUUAAUAGAAGGACUGGUUCAGAAUACAUAUGUUGUGAGAGAUGGCGUCACGUUAGUAUUCCGUUGAUUCUAAAAAUCUCUUUGUUGCCACUUCUGAUUUAAAAGAUAAGAAUAAAAAACACUUUCACAGUUGAGGUCACGUUUUUUUAACUAUGUUGAACUUUUAAUUUAUUACAUUUUACAUAAAAUUCUUA